This is a messenger RNA of Trichomycterus rosablanca, 1155 nucleotides long. Its product is annotated as 5-hydroxytryptamine receptor 1B-like. Gene Ontology annotation, cellular component: plasma membrane. NCBI's taxonomy places the organism in Eukaryota, Metazoa, Chordata, Actinopteri, Siluriformes, Trichomycteridae. Gene Ontology annotation, molecular function: G protein-coupled serotonin receptor activity; dopamine neurotransmitter receptor activity, coupled via Gs. Bases 1 to 1155 code for a protein of 384 amino acids. Gene Ontology annotation, biological process: regulation of behavior; G protein-coupled dopamine receptor signaling pathway; adenylate cyclase-activating adrenergic receptor signaling pathway. The transcript has a single exon. The record is from RefSeq and is a predicted model, not a curated record.
AUGGAGCGCUCCGAUUCGUUCAAACCCACACCGUAUGGUGCGUUACUGAACAUUACCAACUCUACCGACUCGAAUUAUACAAAUGACACGUCGGAAAAAAGCGCAAGUCUUCUGGCACAGACAGGUGCGGCUGUCUUUUUAUCCAUUCUGACAUGCGCUACCGCUCUAUCCAACGCAUUCGUCAUUGCCACCAUAUACCAAUCCCAAAAACUGCACACACCAGCCAACCUUCUGAUCGGCUCUCUAGCUUUUACUGACCUUCUGGUGUCUGUAUUGGUGAUGCCAAUCAGUGCUGCAUAUACAGUGACUCAAACUUGGACCCUUGGCCAGGUUGUAUGUGACAUUUGGUUGUCUUCAGACAUCACCUGCUGCACAGCGUCCAUCCUUCACUUGUGUGUAAUUGCUCUUGAUCGCUAUUGGGCCAUCACAGAUGCUGUCGGCUACUCGGCUAAACGGACACGUGCUCGUGCCGCCGCUAUGAUUGCUGGUGCUUGGGUGAUUGCCAUUUCUAUUUCACUGCCACCCUUCUUCUGGAGACAGAUCAAGGCAGAUGAAGAGGUCACUAGCUGCCAUGUCAAUCAAGACCACGUCUUCUAUACUAUCUACUCAACCUUCGGAGCUUUCUACAUCCCCACCCUGCUCCUGGUGGUGCUCUAUGGUAGGAUAUACGUUGAAGCUAGGAAGCGAAUCUUGAAACAGUCACCCAAAAAAAAGGGGAAAAGACUCACCUCGGCCCAGCUGAUCACACACUCGCCAGGAUCGGUGGCAUCCACUACGUCGCUGACAUAUGGCACCGCUGAGCUGGUGUCAUAUGACGGGACAACAUCAGUCCCAGCUAACAGCCAGGUGAAGGUCACCAUGUCGGACGCGCUCCUGGAGAAGAAGCGGAUUUCUGCUGCACGGGAAAGGAAGGCGACCAAAACUUUAGGGAUUAUACUGGGGGCUUAUAUUAUUUGCUGGCUGCCGUUCUUUAUCUACACAUUGCUUGUGUCUAUCUGCACAACAUGCACAUUUUAUCUAGAGUUAUUUGACUUGUUCACAUGGCUCGGCUACCUGAACUCGCUUAUCAAUCCUAUUAUUUACACCAUGUCCAAUGAGGACUUUAAGCAGGCCUUCCAUAAACUUAUACGCUUCAACUGCUGUAGAGCUUCAUAA